AGGCGGCGGCGGCGGCGUUGGCGGGCUUGGGGCUCACACCCGCAUCCACGCCGGGCCUCAACGGCCGGACCACCCCCGCCAGGACACCGAAACAAUCCCUGAUUUCCUUCUCUGAGAUGCCCAAGGUUCCUCACAGUAGUUACCAAUAAGGAACUGAAAAGUGUGCCGCGGAGUAGGUUCUCAACCAGUCCAUCAGCUCAGGACUCCGAAAAAUAUUACUGAAAUUGGAGUUGGCCUACAAACUAGGAGCCCCAUGUCUUUUCUUGUAAGUAAACCAGAGCGGAUUAGGCGGUGGGUCUCGGAAAAGUUCAUUGUUGAGGGCUUAAGAGAUUUGGAACUAUUUGGAGAGCAGCCUCCGGGUGACGCUCGGAGAAAAACCAAUGAAGCGAGCUCAGAGUCGAUAGCACCCUCCCCGAAACGGGCCGCCAUGAGCAGCUUCCUGCCGGAGGGAGGGUAUUACAAGUUGCUCACCAUCAUAGGCAAGGGGUUUGAAGAGCUGAUGACGGUGAACCUGGCCAGAUACAAGCCAUCCGGGGAGUACGUGACGGUCCGCAGGGUUAACCUCGAGGCCUGCACCAACGAGAUGGUCACGUUCCUCCAGGGAGAGCUCCACGUGUCCAAGCUCUUCAACCACCCAAACCUCGUGCCCUAUCGGGCCACCUUCGUCGCCGACAACGAACUGUGGGUGGUCACGUCCUUCAUGGCCUACGGCUCGGCAAAGGAUCUCAUCGGCACGCACUUCACCGACGGGAUGAGCGAGCUGGCCAUUGCCUACAUCCUGCAGGGGCUGCUGAAGGCACUGGACUACAUCCACCACAUGGGCUACGUGCACAGGAGCGUGAAGGCGAGCCACAUCCUCAUCUCGGUGGACGGGCGGGUGCACCUGGCGGGCCUGCGCAGCAGCCUCAGCAUGAUCAGCCACGGCCAGCGCCAGCGCGUCGUCCACGACUUCCCCAAGUACGGCGUCAAGGUCCUGCCGUGGCUCAGCCCCGAGGUCCUGCAGCAGAACCUGCAAGGCUACAACGCCAAAUCGGACAUCUACAGCGUGGGCAUCACGGCCUGUGAGCUGGCCAACGGCCACGUCCCCUUCAAGGACAUGCCCGCCACCCAGAUGCUGCUGGAGAAGCUGAACGGGACGGUGCCCUGCCUGCUGGACACCACCACCAUCCCCGCCGAGGAGCUGGCCGUCGACGCGGCCCGCUCUGGAGCCAACUGGGGCCCGGGCGAGGGCCUGGCGGCCGGCGGCACGCGCCCCUCCAACGGGGACUCGCUCCCGCAUCCGUACCACCGCACCUUCUCGCCCCACUUCCACCAUUUUGUAGAGCUGUGUCUGCAGCGCAGCCCGGACCUGAGGCCAACCGCCAGCACCCUCCUGGGCCAUUCCUUCUUCAAACAGAUCAAGCGCCGCGCCUGCGAGGCCCUGCCGGAGCUGCUCCGCCCCGUCACCCCGAUCACCAGCUUCGAGGGCAGCAGUCAGCCCCAGGAUCCCAGUGGCAUCUUCGGGCUGGUGUCCAGCCUGGAACAGCUGGACGUGGACGACUGGGAAUUCUGAGCCCCCCAGGGG
Tachyglossus aculeatus (Australian echidna) is the source of this 1564-nucleotide messenger RNA. RefSeq names its product STE20 related adaptor alpha (gene STRADA). NCBI's taxonomy places the organism in Eukaryota, Metazoa, Chordata, Mammalia, Monotremata, Tachyglossidae. The transcript is spliced from 14 exons. Bases 254 to 1552 code for a protein of 432 amino acids. Gene Ontology annotation, molecular function: protein kinase activity; ATP binding; protein serine/threonine kinase activator activity. The record is from RefSeq and is a predicted model, not a curated record. Gene Ontology annotation, biological process: protein phosphorylation.